GCGUUCCAGCUGACUUCCGCCCUUACUGCUACAGCCGACUUCCGGAUUGUUCCUUUUCAAGAACCGGAAGGGGUUUCUCCUCACUCUCAGCUUCCGAGUCACUGAGGUGAGCUCAUCACAAAGGAGACGUCAUUGCUUCUUGCGGCCGAGAAUUGGUGUUUGAGGAACCUGAGUCUUUUAUAAAAGUCACCUUGAGGGUGAGACACCUCCUGUAUACUGAUUCACUGAGGAUGGACAAGCACAGACGACACCUGAGUGAGAGGAUAUUAUCUGUCACCCUGGAGAUCAUCCAUCUUCUGACUGGGGAGGAUUACACAGUAGUGAAGAAGACAUCUGGUGAGUGUGAGACACCCAGCAGCCGUCCCGGUGUGUCAGGAGGACUCAGCAGGAUCCAGAGCCCCAUCACGGUGCCUCCACCUCACUCACUGAUACAUGAGAGGCACAAUGACCAGAAGAUUUUGGAACUCACCAACAAGAUCAUUCAGCUGCUGACUGGAGAGGAGGGGGAGUAUAUUGAGGAACACAGGGGUCUGUACAAGGACGUGAUGAUGGAGAAUCACCUGCCCCUCACAUCACUGGGUAAGAGGAGACGGUCAUAUAUUGUACAGAGGAGAGCAGGUGGGCCCAGUAACAGAGAUACCCCAGAGAGAUGUCCCCGUCCUCUGUAUUCCCAGGACUGUACAGAGGAGAAUCACAGGAUCCCACAGGAGGAUCAGAUUGAAGACCUGACUGGUAUUAAGGCAGAAACUAUAGAGAAAGAAGAAGAGACGUAUGUGACUGAUAUGAAGGCAGAAGAUAUAGAGGGAGAAGAAGAGACAUAUGUGACUGAUAUGAAGGCAGAAGAUAUAGAGGGAGAAGAAGAGACGCAUGUGACUGAUAUGAAGCUAGAAGAUAUAGAGGGAGAACAAGAGACGUAUGUGACUGAUAUGAAGGCAGAAGAUACAGAGGGAGAAGAAGAGACGUAUGUGACUGAUAUGAAGGCAGAAGAUAUAGAGGGAGAAGAAGAGACGCAUGUGACUGAUAUGAAGGCAGACGAUAUAGAGGUAGAAGAAGAGACGUAUGUGACUGAUAUGAAGGCAGACGAUAUAGAGGGAGAAGAAGAGACGUAUGUGAGGGGUGAUCAGCAGUGUAAGGAGGAGGAAAUCCCUACAGCUAUCAGCACAGCCGAUGGAAACCACCACUGGAAUACAUCAGAGGAACAUCUCCGUUUAUCUCCAGAUGAUAAAAUAGAAGAUAACAUCAUAACACAAGAUACUUCAGGAGAAAACCCUCUUACCUCAAUUAUACAUUCAGUCUCUCAUAGUGCAGAUAUAUCAUCAGCUACUUCUAAACAUGAGGAAUGUUAUCCUGAUAACACAGAUCUUGGUCCAUCUAUCACAGCUCUCAGAGUAGAUAGGGUGUUUCCCAGUUCUAUAGAUGGCAGAUGUUUUACACAAAGCACAAAGCUUAUAUCCCAUCAGUCAGUUAAGACAGGUGAGAGGCCAUUUAUAUGCUCUGAGUGUGGAAAAUGUUUUGCACACAAAUCAGUUCUUGUUAUACAUCAGAGAAUUCACACAGGUGAGAGACCAUUUCCAUGCUCUGAGUGUGGGAAAUGUUUUAUAUACAAAUCACAUCUUGCAACACAUCAGCGGAUUCACACAGGUGAGAAGCAAUUUCCAUGUUCUGUUUGUGGGAAAUGUUUUGCUGAGAAAUCAUAUCUUGUUAGGCAUCAGAGAAGUCACACAGGUGAGAAGCCAUACCCAUGUUUUAUUUGUGGGAAAUGUUUUAUACAGAAAUCAGAUCUUGUUAGACAUCAGCAACAUCAUACUGGUGAAAAGCCAUUUCCAUGUUCUGAGUGCGGGAAAUGUUUUACACAGAAAUCAUAUCUUGUAAGACAUCAGAGAAGUCACACAGGUGAGAGGCCAUUUCCAUGCCCUGAGUGUGGGAUAUGUUUUAUGCACAAAUCACAUUUUGUUACACAUCAGCGAAGUCACACAGGUGAGAGGCCAUUUCCAUGUUCUAUGUGUGGAAAAUGUUUUAUACAGAAAUCACAUCUUGUUACACAUCAGAGAACUCAUACAGGUGAGAAUCCAUUUCCAUGCUCUGAGUGUGGGAAAUGUUUUAGACAGAAUUCUGAUCUCGUUACACAUCAGAGAAGUCACACAGGUGAGAAACCAUUUCCAUGCCCUGAAUGUGGGAAAUGUUUUGCAGAUAAAUCAGCUCUUGUUAGACAUGAGAAGUGUCACACAGGUGAGAGGCAAUUUCCAUGCUCUGAGUGUGGGAAAUGUUUUACACGGAAAUCACAUCUCAUUACACAUCAGAAAAUGCACAGAAGAAGAAAGCAACAUUAUAUUAAGAACCACUGGUCUUUGGACUUGAUCCAGGAUGUUAAGGACAUUUAUGUUGUGGCAGGGACAGCAGAAUUCCAUAUGAAAGACAUACAGGGCCCCGGAAUUGUUGAUGCCUUCACCAAGAUCUUUAACGAAGUCACCGAUGUGGAACCGGACAAUGUUAUAUUGUUUGAUCGGGUCCACCGGGUGCUGCACCCAAAGGGACUUUCAUCUGAGGAUCCUAGAGACAGCAUCUGUCUCCUCCACUAUUACCAUGUCAAGAAGGAGGUACUCACCAACCCCCACAAGCUAGAUCGUCUUGAAAUCAAUGAGGCUGAGGCAUCCAAAACCCCUCCUGGGGCUAUGGCCUUCGAGACCCCUCCUGGAGUUAUGACCUUCGAGAUCCCUGCUGAGGUUAUGACCUUUGAGACCUCUCCUGGGGUUAUGGCCUUCGAGACCCCUUCUGGGGUUAUGGCCUUCGGGACCUUUGCUGAGGCUGUGACCUUCGGAACCUCCGCUGAAGCUGUAGCCUUUGGAACCUCCGCAGAUGGAAACCACCACUGGAAUACAUCAGAGGAACAUCUCCGUUUAUCUCCAGAUGGUAAAAUAGAAGAUAACGUCAUCACACAAGAUUCUUCAGGAGAAACCCCUCUUACCUCAAUUAUACAUUCAGUUUCUCAUAGUGCAGAUAUAUCAUCAGCUACUUUUAAACAUGAGGAAUGUUCUCCUGAUAACACAGAUCACAUAGAUCUUGGUCCAUCUAUCACAGCUCUUAGAGUAGAUAAAGUGUUUCCCAGUUCUAUAGAUAGGAGAUGUUUUACACAGAGCACAAAGCUUAUUAGCCAUCAGCCAGCUAAGACAGGUGAGAGCCCAUUUCCAUGUUCUGAGUGUGGGGAAUGCUUUGCACGCAAAUCUAUUCUCGUUACACAUCAGAGACAUCACACAGGUGAGAAGUCUUUACCAUGCCUUGAAUGUGGGAAAUGUUUUCCACACAGAUCAGCUCUUGUUACACAUCAGAGACAUCACACAGGUGAGAGACCAUUUCCAUGCUCUGAGUGUCGAAAAUGUUUUAUGCACAAAUCACAUCUUGUUACACAUCAGAGACGUCACACAGGUGAGAAACCAUUUCCAUGUUCUGAGUGUGGGAAAUGUUUUAUACAGAAAUCACAUCUUGUUACACACCAGAGAUAUCACACAGGUGAGAGACCAUUUCCAUGCUCUGAGUGUGGGAAAUUUUUUGCAGAUAAAUCAUCUCUCAUUAAACAUCAGAGACAUCACACAGGUGAGAGACCAUUUCCAUGCUCUGAGUGUGGGAAAUGUUUUGCAAGCAGAUCUAUUCUCAUUACACAUCAGAGAAGUCACACAGGUGAAAAACCAUUUCCAUGCCCUGAGUGUGGGAAAUUUUUUGCAGGCAAAUCUAUUCUUGUUAGACAUAAGAUAAGUCACACAGGUGAGAGGCCAUUUCUAUGCCCUGAGUGUGGGAAAAGUUUUACACAGAAAUCAUGUCUUGUUACACAUCAGAGAAGUCACACAGGUGAGAAACCAUUUCCAUGCCCUGAGUGUGGGAAAUGUUUUACACGCAACUCUAUUCUUGUUAGACAUAAGAGAAGUCACACAGGUGAAAGGCCAUUUCCAUGCACUGAGUGUGGGAAAUGUUUUACACGGAAAUCACAUCUUGUUACACAUCAGAAAAUUCACAAAAGAGGAAAGCAAGUUUCCGGAGAGGUCUCCAUAGACAGUUUAUUCUCUGAAAAGUUUGGGAAGGGAAAUUUGCGGGUUAGUAAGAGUAAGAAGGACGUCGUCAGCAAAAAGGGAGAGUUUAUAUUGCGACUCUUUAAUGGUGAAGCCCGAUACAUCCGGCUGACUGGAGAGGAGGGGGAAUAUAUAGAGGAACACAGGGGUCUGUACAAGGACGUGAUGAUGGAGAAUCACCGGCCCCUCACAUCACUGGAUGGGCCCAGUAACAGAGAUACCCCAGAGAGAUGUCCCCGUCCUCUGUAUUCCCAGGAUUGUACAGAGGAGAAUCACAGGAUCCCACAGGAGGAUAAGGAUAAAGACAUGAUUAGUAUUAAGGCAGAAGAUACAGAGGGAGAAGAAGAGACGUAUGUAACUGAUAUGAAGGCAGAAGAUAUAGAGGGAGAAGAAGAGACGUAUGUGACUGAUAUGAAGGCAGAAGAUAUAGAGGGAGAAGAAGAGACGUAUGUGAUGGAUGUGAAGGCAGAAGAUACAGAGGAAGAAGAAGAAACGUAUGUGAUGGGUGAUCAGCAGUGUAAGGAGGAGGAAAUCCCUACAGAUAUCAGCACAGCAGAUGGAAACCACCACUGGAAUACAUCAGAAGAACAUCUCUGUUUAUCUCCAGAUUGUAAAAUAGAAGAGAACGCAAGAACACAAGAUUCUCCGGGAGAAAGCCCUGUUACCUCAAUUAUAUAUUCAGUCUCUCACAAUGCAGAUAUAUCAUCAGCUACUUCUAAACAUGAGGAAUGUUCUCCUGAUAACACAGAUCUUGGUCCAUCUAUCACAGCUCUUAGAGUAGAUGGGGGUUUUCCCGGUUCUAUAGAUGGUAGAUGUUUUACACAGAGCACAAGGCGUAUUAUCCAUCAGCCAGCUAAGAUGGGUGAGAGCCCAUUUCCAUGCUCUGAGUGUGGGAAAUGUUUUGCAUGCAAAUCUAUUCUCAUUAAACAUCAGAGACGUCACACGGGUGAGAGACCAUUUCCAUGUUCUGAGUGUGGGAAAUGUUUUGCACAGAAAUCAGAUCUAGUUAGACAUGAGAGAUCGCACACAGGUGAGAAACCAUUUCCAUGUUCUGAAUGUGGGAAUUUUUUUGCAUGCAAAUCUAUUCUCAUUAAACAUCAGAGACGUCACACAGGUGAGAGACCAUUUCUAUGUUCUGAGUGUGGGAAAUGUUUUACACAGAAAUCACAUCUUGUUACACAUCAGAAAAGUCACACAGGUGAGAAACCAUUUCCAUGCUCUGAGUGUGGGAAAUAUUUUACAUUGAAAUCGGAUCUUGUUAGACAUGAAAGAACUCACACAGGUGAGAAACCAUUUCCAUGUUCUGAAUGUGGGAAUUUUUUUGCAUUCAAAUCUGUUCUCAUUAAACAUCAGAGACGUCACACAGGUGAGAGACCAUUUCCAUGUUCUGAAUGUGGGAAAUGUUUUACACAGAAAUCACAUCUUGUUACACAUCAACGAAGUCACACAGGUGAGAAACCAUUUCCAUGCUCUGAGUGUGGUGAAUAUUUUAAAUUGAAAUCAGAUCUUAUUAGACAUGAAAGAUCUCACACAGGUGAGAAACCAUUUCCAUGUUCUGAAUGUGGGAAAUUUUUUGCAUGCAAACCUGUUCUCAUUAAACAUCAGAGACGUCACACAGGUGAGAGACCAUUUUCAUGCUCUGAAUGUGGGAAAUGUUUUGCACGCAGAGCUAUUCUCGUUAUACAUCAGAGAGGUCACACAGGUGAGAAGCCAUUUCCAUGCCCUGAAUGUGGGAAAUGUUUUGCAGAGAACUCAGCUCUCGUUAAACAUCGGAGACGUCACACAGGUGAGAGACCAUUUCCAUGCGCUGAAUGUGGGAAAUGUUUUGCACGCAGAGCAAUUCUCGUUACACAUCAGAGAAUUCACACAGGUGAGAAACCAUUUUCAUGCCCUGAGUGUGGGAAAUGUUUUACAUGCAAAUCUAUUCUUGUUAGACAUGAGAGAAGUCACACAGGUGAGAGGCCAUUUCCAUGUUCUGAGUGUGGGAAAUGUUUUACACAGAAAUCAUAUCUUGUUACACAUCUGAGAAGUCACACAGGUGAGAGGCCAUUUCCAUGCUCUGAGUGAGGGAAAUGUUUUCUAUGGAAAUCAAAUCUUGUUUCACAUCAGAAAAUUCACAGAAGGGGAAAACAACUUUAAUGAACUGAUAGAUAUGAAGCAUCAAUACUUUAUUGUGAAAGCUAAUAAAAAUGAUCUAAAACUAA
Molecule: messenger RNA, 6265 nt
Organism: Pseudophryne corroboree (corroboree frog)
Lineage: Eukaryota; Metazoa; Chordata; Amphibia; Anura; Myobatrachidae
Exons: 17
Source: RefSeq, a predicted model, not a curated record